CAAACUCAAUAAAAUGUUCGCUCACAUCUGCAGCUCCGUGUUCCAGGCCGACAACCUGCGCUGCUUCCUGGUUGGGAUCUUUUACGCCUGCUGUUGCUGGAGAUGGAGCUGGAGAAGAGCCGGGACAAAGUGCAGAAGAAGCCCGUUCGCCUCAUAGCUGCGAUUUGCAACAACAUGGGCAUGGGGAAAGACGGAACACUGCCCUGGAGUUUACCAUCUGAAUUCCAGUACUUUCUGAACACCAUCAAAAAAGUGUCAAGACCAGGAAACAUGAAUUUGCUGAUUUGGGGGCGACUUUGCUGGAAUUCCCACCCAGAAAGUAUGUUUCCGAUGGACAACUCUCUGCACGUAGUGCUCAGUAAGACACUGAGCUCAGUCCCAGAUUAUGCCCACUUCUUGUGCCGAGACUUUGAGAGCGCUGUCCGCCUGGCUGCCGAGCCCCCUCUUGCUGACAUAAUAGAGACCAUCUGGAUUCUUGGUGGGAGACAGGUCUAUGAGGAUGCGUUGAAGCACCCGUGGUGUGACCUGCUUUACCUGACCGACGUGAUGGCCGACUUUGACUGUGAUGCCUUCUUCCCUGAGUUUGACAGAGAAUUAUUUAAAUUACAGGAAAAAUUUCCUGAUGUACCGAGUGAAAUACAGGAGGAGAAUGGGAUUAAGUUCAAGUGCCAGGUUUUCAAGAAGGAGACUACUGAUACCAUGUAGAUGAGAACAGAAUAAACAAUCUAAAUUACCAUAAAAGAAGCCAAAAUAAUGUUAAAUGGUUCUUUACACUCCUAGCAGAAUGUACUUCUGAUAAUACUUUAGAGUUUUAAAACUGUAAAUAAAAGGUUUUGCCAGAAAUUGCAGUAUUACUACAAUUUGCCAAUAUGCAAUGAAAGGAAAAGAAAAUAACUUAAAGUGCUUUUAGCAAAGAUAGAAACAACAGUACAUUUGUGCAAUUAAAUUUUACAUGUGAAAGUUUCUCCUCACAUGUCUACUCCUUUUCAAUGUAUUUGGACAAAGUCUGGUUCUAAAACAGCUCUCCUUUUGGCUUCAACUUGCAACCGAGUCUUUGCAUCGUCCUCCUACAGAAAUAUUUUGCAGCUGCGAUUAAAAUGUGUUCGUAAAUUGACAUGUCAUAAAGAAGCUAGCCUGCAAUCUGCUGCUUCCUCAGAGUGGUACUGCAGGUACCACUCUGAGGUCUAUACGUUCAGAUCCAACUGGUUUUCCUUCAUAUUACAAUUACUGCCUCAUUUAAACAGAUAUGGAGAAAUGUUACAACACAUUUUUUAAAUCCUUUUUCCAGAAACUAGCAGGUGUUAUGCUUCUAUUUAAAUAUG
This is a messenger RNA of Fundulus heteroclitus (mummichog), 1322 nucleotides long. RefSeq lists its product as uncharacterized. The transcript has 6 exons. Gene Ontology annotation, biological process: folic acid metabolic process; tetrahydrofolate biosynthetic process; dihydrofolate metabolic process. Bases 103 to 705 code for a protein of 200 amino acids. NCBI's taxonomy places the organism in Eukaryota, Metazoa, Chordata, Actinopteri, Cyprinodontiformes, Fundulidae. The record is from RefSeq and is a predicted model, not a curated record. Gene Ontology annotation, molecular function: NADP binding; dihydrofolate reductase activity. Gene Ontology annotation, cellular component: mitochondrion.